This is a messenger RNA of Vitis vinifera (wine grape), 5932 nucleotides long. Its product is annotated as putative disease resistance RPP13-like protein 1. Gene Ontology annotation, molecular function: ADP binding. Lineage: Eukaryota; Viridiplantae; Streptophyta; Magnoliopsida; Vitales; Vitaceae. The transcript has 16 exons. Gene Ontology annotation, biological process: defense response to other organism. The record is from RefSeq and is a predicted model, not a curated record. Bases 121 to 4020 code for a protein of 1299 amino acids.
UAGGCCACCGUUCUCAUCUACCUCUUUCUUCUAAGGCCCAGGCUCUUCCUCGUUGCUUUGCAUCUGCUUUCUUUCAUUUUUCUCUGAUCCACUGUUCACUUCCCUUGCAAAUCAACAGACAUGGCCGGGGCCGUAGUAGGAGGAGCACUUCUCUCAGCUUCUUUCCAAGUUCUAUUUGACCGGAUGGCUUCUCGCGACGUCCUCACCUUCCUCCGGGAACAGAAACUCAGUGCUACGCUCCUAAGGAAGUUGAAGAUGAAAUUUCUGGCACUUAAGGCAGUGCUGAAUGACGCCGAGGCCAAGCAAAUCACGAAUUCAGAUGUCAAAGAUUGGGUGGAUGAGCUGAAAGAUGUUAUGUAUGAUGCAGAGGACCUAGUGGAUGAGAUCACCACUGAAGCUUUACGAUGCAAGAUGGAGUCUGAUUCUCAAACCACUGCAACUCAGGUACCGAACAUCAUCUCUGCCUCGCUUAAUCCGUUUGGUGAGGGGAUCGAGUCCAGGGUAGAGGGGAUCACUGACAAACUAGAAUUGCUUGCACAAGAAAAAGAUGUUCUAGGAUUGAAAGAAGGCGUUGGAGAAAAAUUGUCAAAAAGAUGGCCGACAACUUCCUUGGUAGAAGAGUCUGGGGUGUACGGUAGGGGUGAUAAUAAAGAGGAGAUAGUUAAUUUUUUGUUGUCCCAUAACGCAAGUGGGAAUGGGAUAGGUGUGAUCGCCCUGGUGGGUAUGGGCGGUAUUGGAAAGACCACACUUACUCAGCUGGUCUAUAAUGACAGGAGAGUGGACAGAUAUUUUGACCUUAGAGCAUGGGUUUGUGUUUCAGACGAAUUUGAUCUUGUCAGGAUAACGAAAACAAUUGUUAAGGCAAUCGAUUCCGGGACUUCUGAAAAUUCGUCUGAUGAGAAUGAUUUGAAUCUGCUUCAACUUAAACUGAAGGAGAGACUUAGCAGGAAGAAAUUCUGUCUUGUCCUUGAUGAUGUUUGGAAUGAAAACUAUAAUAAUUGGGAUAGGCUACAAACUCCGUUCACUGUUGGCCUACCUGGAAGUAAGAUUAUUGUAACUACACGAAGUAAUAACGUUGCAACAGUCAUGCAUUCAGACCGUAUUCAUCAUUUGGGACAGUUAUCCUUUGAGGACUGCUGGUCGCUAUUUGCAAAACAGGCAUUUAAAAAUGGAGAUUCUAGUCGGCAUCCAAAGCUAGAAGAAAUUGGCAAAGAGAUUGUAAAAAAGUGUAAAGGACUGCCUUUGGCUGCAAAGACCCUCGGGGGUGCCUUAUACUCAGAAUCACGAGUAGAAGAAUGGGAAAAUGUAUUGAAUAGUGAAACCUGGGAUUUACCAAAUGAUGAAAUUCUCCCUGCCUUAAGGUUAAGCUAUUCUUUUCUUCCUUCCCAUUUAAAGCAGUGUUUUGCGUAUUGCUCAAUUUUUCCUAAGGACUACGAAUUUGAAAAGGAAAACUUAAUUCUAGUGUGGAUGGCAGAAGGUUUUUUGGACCAAUCUGCAAGCAAGAAAACAAUGGAAAAGGUGGGUGAUGGGUACUUUUAUGACCUAGUAUCAAGGUCAUUUUUUCAGAAGUCCAGUAGCCACAAAUCAUAUUUUGUAAUGCAUGAUCUCAUCAACGACUUGGCUCAACUUGUUUCGGGAAAAUUUUGUGUUCAGUUGAAGGAUGGUAAGAUGAAUGAAAUUCCUGAAAAGUUUCGCCACUUAUCAUACUUUAUAAGUGAAUAUGAUCUCUUUGAGAGAUUCGAGACCCUUACUAACGUGAAUGGCCUUCGGACCUUCUUACCCUUGAACCUAGGCUAUUUGCCUAGGUAUCACUUGAUGGAUAAGGUUUCAAAGAAUAGGGGACCAGGCGGUUAUGAUUAUUUAUCAGGGUUUCAAUUGAGUAAUAGAGUUCCAAAUGAUCUAUUAUCGAAAAUUCAAUAUUUACGAGUGUUGUCAUUGUCUUACUAUUGGAUAAUUGAUUUGCCUGAUACAAUUGGAAAUUUGAAACACUUGCGCUAUUUGGACCUUUCCUACACAUCCAUCGAAAGGUUACCGGAUUCAAUUUGUAGCUUGUAUAAUUUACAAACAUUGAUAUUAUCUUUUUGUUGUUGUCUUGUUGAAUUGCCUGUAAUGAUGAGCAAAUUGAUUAGGUUGCGCCAUCUUGAUAUUAGGCAUAGCAAAGUGAAAGAGAUGCCAAGUCAAUUGGGUCAAUUAAAAAGUUUACAAAAAUUGACUAAUUAUAGAGUGGGCAAGGAGAGUGGGCCAAGGGUUGGAGAGUUGAGGGAGCUUUCCCACAUUGGUGGCAUUCUUCGCAUUAAAGAGUUGCAGAAUGUGGUCGAUGGUAGGGAUGCCUCGGAGGCUAAUUUGGUAGGCAAGCAGUACCUGAAUGAUUUGCGGUUGGAGUGGAAUGACGAUGAUGGUGUUGAUCAAAAUGGAGCAGACAUAGUUCUCCACAACUUACUACCUCAUUCAAACUUAAAGAGACUCACGAUUCAAGGAUAUGGUGGUUUAAGAUUUCCAGAUUGGUUGGGAGGUCCCGCAAUGCUGAUGAUCAAUAUGGUGUCCCUACGUCUCUGGCGUUGUAAGAAUGUGUCAGCCUUCCCACCGCUUGGACAACUACCCUCUCUUAAACAUUUAUAUAUCAGUGGGGCGGAGGAAGUGGAAAGGGUGGGUGCUGAGUUUUAUGGGACUGAUUCUUCGUCAACUAAGCCCUCCUUUGUAUCCCUAAAAGCUCUGUCAUUUUCGUUUAUGCCAAAAUGGAAGGAAUGGUUGUGUUUGGGAAGCCAGGGUGGAGAAUUCCCUCGUCUCAAGGAGCUUUAUAUACAGGAUUGUCCCAAGCUAACUGGGGACUUACCAGACCAUCUGCCAUUGUUGACAAAACUAAAUAUUGAAGAAUGUGAGCAGCUUGUGGCUCCACUUCCAAGGGUUCCAGCCAUCCGCGAAUUAACGACGAGGAAUAGUAGUGGUGUGUUUUUUAGGAGCCCAGCUAGUGAUUUCAUGCGUCUUGAGAGUUUGAUUACUUCAGACAUCUCAAAGUGGACGGAACUGCCACCAGUACUGCAGAAGCUCUCGAUUGAAAAUGCCGACUGUUUGGAGUCCCUACUGGAGGAGGAAAUAUUGCAAAGCAAUACUUGUCUUCAAGAUUUGACAUUCACAAAAUGUUCUUUUUCCAGAACCUUGUGCAGAGUUUGUUUGCCCAUUACAUUGAAAUCAUUGCGUAUCUAUGAAUCGAAGAACCUAGAGUUGCUCCUACCUGAGUUCUUCAAAUGUCACUUCUCUUUACUAGAACGUUUGAACAUCUACUAUAGUACUUGCAAUUCUCUCUCGUGCUUCCCGCUCAGCAUCUUCCCAAGGUUGACUUUUCUUCAGAUCUACGAAGUGAGAGGCCUUGAAUCCCUCUCCUUUUCAAUUUCAGAGGGGGAUCCUACAUCUUUUGAUAUCUUGUUCAUCAGUGGGUGCCCUAAUCUUGUGUCUAUUGAAUUGCCAGCGCUCAACUUCUCAGGAUUUUCCAUCUACAAUUGCAAGAAUCUCAAGUCGCUGUUGCACAACGCUGCAUGCUUUCAGUCAUUAACAUUGAAUGGUUGUCCUGAAUUGAUAUUCCCAGUGCAGGGUCUUCCCUCCAACCUAACUUCACUUUCAAUUACAAACUGUGAAAAAUUCAGAUCCCAGAUGGAGUUGGGUCUACAAGGUCUGACGUCUCUUAGACGUUUCAGCAUUUCAAGUAAAUGUGAAGACUUGGAGCUAUUUCCAAAGGAAUGCCUGCUGCCCUCCACCCUUACCUCUCUCGAAAUCUCAGAUCUUCCAAAUCUCAGGUCUCUGGACAGUAAGGGGCUUCAACUGCUCACCACUCUUCAAAAAUUAAAAAUCAGUUACUGCCCGAAGCUCCAAUCCUUGACAGAAGAGGGGCUGCCCACCUCCCUCUCUUUUCUAACAAUUGAAAACUGUCCAUUGCUGAAAGAUCGGUGCAAGUUUGGGACAGGUGAAGAGUGGCACCAUAUAGCUCACAUUCCACACAUUUUGAUCGAUAACCAACUUUUGUAAUGAAGGCUUUGUACAUGUUUCCUGAAGCUGGUGCACCAAGCAGCUCUAUGUUUCCAAGAGUAGAGACUGUGUCUGGAAAUCGCAUUUUUGGUAAUGUGCAGAUGAAGGGAUCAAUUCUGAAGUGUGGCUAAUUAGACUCCCGAGAUCUUGAUAAUCUGAUUUAAAAUCAUCUUAAAGAUCAGGUUAAUAUGGGCAUCGACACUCUCUGAAAGACUCGAAGUAGCUCUCCAGGUUAUUUGGGAACAGAUACCUGCAACAAUGUCUUAUUUUUUCCAAAAAGCAAUGGGAGCAGCUCGGAGAACUUCUUAGAAGAAACAAAGUUUCCUUGCAACAACUGAAAACAUUCCCAGGAGGAAGAUUUGCCAUUGCCUGCCCAUGCAAUAGACGGGUCUUUAGUUGCAAAUUGAUGUUCUUGCCAUGUCUAUGUGUGAUACUUCUUCCAAUCUGUUCUUGACACAUGGUAUGUUUCGAUUCUUGUCCAGUUUUCUGUAAGCAUGGGAUGCUUAUCUGCUUCACCAUUUUUCAUUUUAGGUUUGAGGUAGCCAGCUUGUAGGGCACAAAUCUGAAGUAAGUUCAUUAGAACUCAACAGAACCUUGGAUGCAUUUUCCUUUGAUGACUAAAUGACAACCUAUCUUAAUCCUUGCUUUUAAAUCCUCUGGUGUGUGGGCUGAAAUGGUCCCGUAAUGAUAGAGAACUUGCAUCAAGUGGUAAUGAUAAUCAGCAUUCUUAGCAACCAGUUUUGAAGUUGACAGAGCACACACCUGCUGUGAAAGACACAGCUUGGUCACCUCACCAGAGUGGCCUCCUUGCAUUUGGAGGUGGGACUGCGGAUCAGUAUAUCUGCUUCUGGAGUACCACAAGUGGGAAUCAAUUAAGCCAUGUUGACAUAGGAAGCGAGGUAUAUAAUCUGGCAUGGAGUAAGAUGUGAACGAGGUAGUCAGCACUCAUGGCUCUUCCCAAAAUCAGAUUAUGGUCUGGAAACACCCAUCAAUGACAAUGGUUGUAACUCUAAUUGGUGAUAGUUUGCGGGCACUCUACCUAUUUACAGAUGCAUAAGUGAAUUCCAUAAACAAUAGUGAGUGCAGCAGGGGAUGAGACAUUGCAGUUUAGAAAACACCAGCACCAGUCAAAGAUACUGUUGUUUGAUCAUUGGGACGAAGGCAUAUUUGAUGGCACAUAUGGGCAGAGAAGUGGCAUAGGGACAGCAUCAACUUGCAGCUUGGUACUCUCAGUAAGCUAAUGCCUAAGUCUAAAAAGAGAUGAAGCUAAUUCCCAAGUCUGAAAAGAAAUUUCUCAUUCAACUACGAUGACCAAAGUUGUAGAAAUUUCUCAUAUUGUAGUCUUCUUCUGAAUCAGAUAAAAGUCAAGAGACUUUCUCACGAUGAUUCUGGUUCACUUGGAUAGGCCUGAAGCCAAGAACGAACGCCAUUGGGAAGGAGAUGCAGAGAGGCUUACAAAACACUUUUGUAGCUAUUAUCAUUGGGGUUGGAUGAUAACUUCCAUUUGGCUGUGAAGAAGGUAGAUGGUAGAGGCCAGGAUUCUGAGAAAGAAUUUGAGAUGCUUGUCCUGGACUCUGCUGAGUCUCUGAUCUUCCAAGUGAAAAGCCCAGCAGAAACGCUUCUGAUCAUGCCUUGGAGACACAUGGUAGGUAGUGGCCAUUUUUGAAGUUCUCCAAAGAUCAAAUAACUUGUAGACUAGUUCACUGAAGUUUAUAAUGUUCCACUUUCAAUACUCUUCGAGCAAGAACAGCAGCAUAGAGAAACCAUCAGGAGAUACCCACAAGACUACCCCUCUGAUGUUCCUAUUUAGGCCAGGCUUGUGGAUGAAAAUCUAGGAAUUCUAACUUUGGAAAGAUUUAAAUUUCAGAAAUGUUCAUGGGAAGCUUAUAAAGUUGUAUUGGAUUUAAAGUUG